UGGGGUGAUCUAGCCCUUUAACUUUCUAUGAGUCAAUAAUUUCAUCAAAGUCACAGGUCAAAAUCCAAGGCUCUUGUCUAGUUUUCCCUUUUGUUGGAAGUUGAUCCAUAUCUCUUUUUCUUUCGACCUUUUCUAAUCUUGUUCCAAAUAUCUUGGAGUCUACAAAUCUAUUUAAGCAAAAGAGUUUCUAGGUUUUCUAAAGCCAACCAGAUUUCUAUGAAUUCCGAUUGUUCCUUCACCAAGAAAAAAAAAAGCUCGAUGGGAUUUGGAAAGGUUAGAUUUUAAAACUUGGUAGAAUUAAGGAAUGUGAUUUUUUUUUUUAUGGGCAUAGUAUAGGCCUGGACUAAUUUUGAGGGCACAAAAACAAGACGGUUUAUGUCCGAAAAUAAAAAGGAAAAAAGAUAAAUACCAAAAAGAAGAAAAAACGAAUGGUACCUUUGUUCAAUCGUAAAUCCUUGUUAGCAGUCGUUAUAAAUCCCUAGACCGACAAAAAUCCUUGUUAGCAGCCGUUAUAAAUCCCUAGACCGACAAAAAUCCUUGUUAGCAGUCGUUCUUGUGAAAUCAAAACCAUGGACGAAUCCGCCAUCAAAGGCCAGAAAUCGCUGGAAUUGAAGGGUGAAAAACGGACUAGCACGAUUUCCGUAGAGGGAUAUGACACUAGGGUUCAUCAGUAUCCUCUCAUGCUCGCGCUGAGUAAGCAAUUCGCUUCAUGUGGAAAGAUCGCGCGUAUCGCUGUUCCCAGAGACUUUGAAAAAGGUAUCCUCAAGAGUCCUCUCUUCAUUAGUUUUUGGGGAGAAGGUGCGAGAAACAAGGCAUUGAAACUUAGUGGAAGUGACCUGGGAGGAUGGACUCUAGUAGUUAAGCCUGUACCCCAGCAGAAAGAACCUGCGGGAUCUAACAACCACCUCUUCGGUCGAGAUGUACGCUUGCUAAUUGUUAAGGUAGAUGAUUUACCUUCUUUGGUGCGUAAUAUUGAUUUCAAGAUCGGGUUGUGUGAACAUUUCUCUUCAUGUGGAGAGAAAUGUUACUAUUUUUCACACAGCUGAUUUGGUCGACCGAAUCAUUGCUCGCGAAAGAGGUGCUCUUGUUUCUAUUUAUGGGAAAAGGAUGUGUAGAAGGCGCUGGAACUAAGUGAACGUAACGUAGAAGGAUGGAAUAUAAUAGUUGAGCAUGUUGUCCCGCCAAAUGACCGUAAAAGAAAGCGUACCGGCUGUGAAAAUCCAUUUAUUCUAACGGAGAAGAUUGAGAAGGCUGCGAAGAUGGAGAAGAUGGAAGAAAAA
This is a messenger RNA of Camelina sativa (false flax), 1280 nucleotides long. RefSeq names its product nucleolin 2-like. Gene Ontology annotation, molecular function: nucleic acid binding. The record is from RefSeq and is a predicted model, not a curated record. Lineage: Eukaryota; Viridiplantae; Streptophyta; Magnoliopsida; Brassicales; Brassicaceae.